Strongyloides ratti is the source of this 1056-nucleotide messenger RNA. Its product is annotated as SUMO-activating enzyme subunit 1. Bases 1 to 1056 code for a protein of 351 amino acids. Gene Ontology annotation, molecular function: SUMO activating enzyme activity. Gene Ontology annotation, biological process: protein sumoylation. NCBI's taxonomy places the organism in Eukaryota, Metazoa, Nematoda, Chromadorea, Rhabditida, Strongyloididae. Gene Ontology annotation, cellular component: cytoplasm; SUMO activating enzyme complex. The record is from RefSeq and is a predicted model, not a curated record. The transcript is spliced from 2 exons.
AUGGAUAGUAAAAUAACAACUAACAAUGGUAUUUCUAAGGAUGAAGCUGAAUUGUAUGAUAGGCAAAUAAGACUGUGGGGAUUGGAUGCUCAGAAUCGCUUAAGAAACUCUUCUAUACUUAUUGUUGGGUUGACAGGUUUAGGAACUGAAGUUGCAAAGACACUAUUACUUUGUGGAAUUAAAAGCAUUUGCUUAUUUGACAAUGAACUAGUCAGAGAAGAUGAAAGAAUUUCAAAUUUUUUUAUCGACUUUGAAAAUGGACAUAAUAAAAAAAGAUCUGAAGCUGUCUGGUCACAAUUAAAAGAUCUGAAUCCUUUGGUUCAGGUUUAUGUUGAAAAAGAUCGUUUACCAACAAGUGAAGAAUUUCUUCAACAAUUUGAUCUCGUUAUUGUUAUUGAUCAAUCCAAAGAAUUGACAUCACAAAUAAAUAAAGCUUGCCGUAAUCUUAAUAUCAACUUUCAAUGUGGGGGUGUUUUUGGUUGGAUUGGUUAUUGUUUCUUUGACUACAAUGGAAAGAAAUUUAGAUUAAAAAAACACAAAGUUGAUGUGACAUAUUCUGAUGCAUCUGAAAAUAUUAAAUGCCAUAGUUUAAAUAAUGUUGAUGAAAUUGUUGUUGAUGAUGACUAUGAAGAGAAAGUUGUUUCGUACAAAAAUUUCGAAGAUUCAUUCAAUUUCAUUGUGAAUUGGGAAAAAAUGUCUAGAAGGAAUAGGAGACUGUUUCCUGUUGAUUGGUUUAUUCUUAAAGCGUGUCUUGAAACCAAAUUUAAUUUGGAUACCAAAGAGGAAGUUGAAAGUUUAAAAGAAGAGUACAACAAAGUUUUAAUUGAAAAUAAGGCGGAAGGUGAUGAAACAUUUAAAAAAAAUAAUUUUGCAAAUGAAAAGAUAAAAUUUUAUUGCAAUCCACAAUAUUGUGGCACCUGUAGUAUUGUCGGGGGUAUUUUAGGUCAACAAGCAAUCUCAGUUUUGUCACAAAAUACCCUCAAUAUUGGUAUUAAAAAUGUUUUUAUUUAUUCAUCUUUAUCCGGUAAAGGAUCUGUUCACCAGAUUCCAAUGUAA